AUGGAUCCUCCGGCAGAAUCCAGUAUACCGAAUGAGCAACACAGCGCAGCCCCAGUACCUUCAGAGAGUAUGAUGCAGUUGGCUACUGCGAUUGCACAUGUAAUGGGGGAUGCUCAGAGCAAAAUGAGUGGGAGCAAAGAGGAAGAAGCUGAUAGACACUUGCAGAUGUUUCAUAAGCUAAAACCUCCGUUGUUCAAAGGGGCUGUGGGACCUCAGGCUGCUGAGGAUUGGAUCAUGAGGGUGGAAAAGAUUUUUGACAGCAUGCAGUGUCCGGGGAAUCGAAAGGUACCAUUGGCUGUGUUCUUGUUUGAGGGUGAAGCGGAGAGAUGGUGGAUUGGACAGCAGAGAGAGAAAUUCCAGGGGAAGACCAAUGUUGAGAUCAUAUGGGAUGAGUUCACCGCAGUGUUCAGGAUGUUGUUUGUACCACCGUCAGCUCAGCGACAGAUGCAGGAAUCUUUCAUGAGAUUGGAGCAAGGCCGCAAGUAUGCUGCUCAUCUGAUUCCUACUGCCGAAGAGAAGUGCUAUAGAUUCCUGUACGGAUUGGACAGAGAGCUGAGACAUCCACUAGUAUCCUUCCGGAUACAUGAGUUUUCUGAGCUGGUGGAGCGGGCCCGAUUGAUAGAGAUUGACUUAGUGACACCAGUAUCGAGGUAUGAUGAUACCAGGAGGAGGAGAGAUGAGGUACGACGAGAUGAUUCAGGUAGAGACAGAGAUAGAGAGAAGAAAAGCAGGUACGAUGAUUUGAAGGGAUCUGCAUCGCGAUCUGCAUCGGUAGUAUCAUCUGGUAGUUCUGGAGAGUGCAUUCACUGUGGCAGACGACAUGCAGGUCGGUGCUACCUGUUGACGGGACAGUGCUUUCACUGUGGACAGCAGGGGCACAGAGCAGCAAAUUAUCCUCAGAAAGGAUUGGGUGGAAGGACUGAUUCUGGCAUGGGUACAGGACAGCAGAGGACU
Molecule: messenger RNA, 954 nt
Organism: Dendrobium catenatum
Lineage: Eukaryota; Viridiplantae; Streptophyta; Magnoliopsida; Asparagales; Orchidaceae
Exons: 2
Source: RefSeq, a predicted model, not a curated record